GAUGAUAUAAAUCAAUAUUCAGAUUCACAAAAAACUCAAGAAGAAGAAAUAAAGACAACUCCAUCUAUUCAACAUGAUAAGACCCAGGAUUCAAAUUCAUAUGACUUAACAACGGAUACCGAUAGGAUAACCGAAGUACCUCAAACACACUCUGAUCAACCUAAUUAUGUAAGCACUGACUCUACCUUAGAUAUUUCUCCUAAAGAAACUGGAACUUCUGAAAAUAUAGAGACAGUAACUAAACCAUCUUUAUUAGAUCAGGAUUCAUCAGAAAACACAAGUGAUGCCUUAGAGAAACAUACGACAUUGAGUACAAUUCAAUCUUCGACGAAAAUCGAUACAUUUACUGAUGCACCAGAAGAUAUUGUAACAAAUGACUUUGCUAUUUCAAACGAAGCUACAACUUUAGGACUAAAUAUAGACAUUAAAAAAGAGAAAACAGAAGUUACUGUUAAUGCAGAAGAAACAACAAAAGCAUUUGAAAGUACCAGCUCUGCAGAUACUGAAUUCAAACAUGAAACGGACACAGAAUCUACUGUGGCAUACAAUGAUUAUGAACCCACCAAAGAAAUAAUAGUUUCCGAAAUACCAGUAGUAUUAGAACAAAGUACACCUCCUUCAAUAGCUAACACAGGCAAUGUCGGAGAUACUCUAGCAACCGUGACUGUUAAACAGGACGAUGAAUUAAAAACAGAAUUCAUUAUGACUGAUAUACCCGCUACGUCUACAGAAAGUAGACCCACCCUCGAGACAUCUGUGUCAACAGAAAAACCUAAAUUAGAAUAUACAUUGGCAGAGGAAUUGACAGAAUCUGCUACAAGCAUACCUGUAACAGAUAUUCCGGAUGCCUCUACUGGUAGUCAUAAGCCUGUAAGCACUGUUUCAGAUUUAUCUCAAGAAAUGUAUCCUAGCACUACUAAGAAAAAUUAUGAGAUUUCUGAAGCGACUGAGAAAGUAACCUAUUCCAUCACCGAAGAAAUCGUUACCGAUAAAAUACUAGAUACACCUGAGUUAGAUGAUUCCCAAAAGGUAACUGACAUGUCUGGUGAAUUAAAUCCGACGACUUUAUCAUAUAAGAAUGAUGAAAAAGAAAAUACGGUAUCUAAUGAAGUUGAAUUCUCAAUUACGACUGAAAGUCAUGAUUUACGUGAUACGCCAGAAACGAUAUCAUCGACAACGUCCAGUAUGAUUGAAGUUGUAACAGACCAAAAAAUAGAAGCAAUUACAGAUAUUUCCCACGUAAAGGACAAAGAAACGGAAGCUCCAAUGUCACUUGUGACCGAUUCACACAGCAUGUCUACAUCACAUGAAACUACAACAGAAAGCGUACAAAAAGUAACAGUUAUAGAAUCAAACAUAAAUGUACAGACUGAAACGCAAAUUGAUCAUAAGACAUCCCCGGAUACUACAUUAUUAGAGGAACCAGUUACUACCCAACAAAGUGAGACGGUAGAUAAAGAAACAUCUUAUAAAUACACAACUGAAUAUAAAUAUCCCACACCAGCGACGCAGUCUUUCGGUAUUAUUACAACAACGGAAGGUGAACUAAGUACUAAAUUAAUUACAACAAACCCUCAAAGUCCCACAGAAACUCCAUUUUUAAUUAGCACUGAACAUGAAUUAGAAAAGGAAACUGCGGAAACAACACAAGAGAUAAAAGAUUCCUUCAUAUCUACAACCACUGAAAAACUUCAACAAGAAGAUGCAACUACACAAAAAAUGUAUGAAAUAUCUGAAACCGCAAAGGUAACUGAAUCAAGUACUGAAUUUGAUAAAGUAGGUACAGAAAAAGAAGAAGCACCUUCUACUGAUCAAUCCAUUCCGAUUAUAUCUGAGCAAGAGACACGUGACACUCCCACAGAUGAAAGUGUUACUGAAAGUUACGAAAUGAAGGACGUUACUUCCAUUAUACAAGAAACAACUAAAAAUCCUCAAUAUUUAACAACUCUUAUAGCGGACGAAAUUUCAAAGGAUGUCACUGAAGAAGUUUUACAUCACACGACGGAAUCAUCUUUAGAACUAUCUACACAACCUCAUAUUGAUAAGGAGCAAGCAACAAUUACGGUGGAAAUUGCAACAACAAUAAAACCUGAUCUUAUUCAUUCGACAUCUUCAUCAGAUAACGAACUAGCAGAAGUACCUGAAAUAUCAACUAAAACACCUGAGAGUAUUUUCGAUUCGUCUAGUACCGAGGACAAUGUUUCAGAUAGGCAUACAACAGAAAUAAAUAAUUUACCAACCAAUAACAUGUUACCCGAUGAUUUUAAGACAGAAAUGUACCAGGAAACACAAACAAAGGAACCUUCUGCCUCCGAAGAUGAAAAACCUACAGUUCCUGAAAAAGAAGUGCAUGUUGAUAAAUCAGACAACAGAGCUGAUUAUACUACUGAAUUAAACUUACUUGAAAAACAAACGGCCCCAGACGAAAAAUUUGUUACUAAAGUAUCCGAAGAAAGCACUAUUCUGGAUAAAAUAGAACCUAAACCCACAUUGUCGGAUACUAUGACAACCACCGUAGAAAAUAUACCAGAUGGUAAAGUAACAGAAUUGGAAACAACAACAGAAACUAAAUAUAAAUUCUCAGAAACUACUCCAUACUUUGUGGAAUUAGAAGAGCACACGCAUCAAAUUAUUGAAGAAACCACUGUUAUUCCUGUAGGUGAAGUUUCUACAGUUGAAACAACAGAUAUAAAAUCUACAGAACGAGGCGAUCAAUUGUUUACUGAAAUACCACAUGAAGAAUCCGAAACGGAGAAAUUAAACGAAGCAACAAGUGUUGAAUUCUUAGAAACACAAAGUACUACGUCACAGAGUAUCGAUAAAACUAAUGAACAAAAAUAUCCAACAACAGCCUCUGGUAGUCAAUUUGAUAUUACUACAAUUUCAGCGAUACUUUCCCAGAAGGAUACACCAAGUGAUGAAAAACCCGUUAAUUUAGAUGAAAAAACAACAAUUUCACCCGUCCCGAACAUAAUGCAAAAUGAAGAACGUAUUACCAUGAUUCCAGAAGAUGCAGAGAAGCCGACAUCCUACUUUGAUUCAAACAUACCGAUCACAACUGAAAAAUCUCAUGACUUAGCUGACAUUCCAGUUGAAACCAAGAUACCUGCUGAAGAUAGUAGAACAACCAAACUCCCAACAUCUGAAAUUGCUUACGAACCCACUACAGUUACUCCUGUAAUAACUUCUACUCCGGAUGAUGUUUACAAAUCCACUUCCUCCGUCACGACCAAACCAAUAACCUCAAAACCUAUAAUACCUAGUGACUUACAACCCACAGAAGACGUUCCAACACCUGAAUUCCCUCAGACUGGCUAUGAUCAGGAACCAGAUUAUGGAGAAGAAGAUCAAGCAUUCGGACCUGGCACCUGUCGUUAUGGAGGAAAAGUUUACGUUUCGGCUCAACAAAUACCUCGGGACGACCCAUGCGACUUUUGUUUCUGCUUUAGAAGUGACAUCAUUUGUUUACAACAAAGUUGCCCUCCCCCUAUUCAUGGAUGUCAUGAGGAACCAAUUCAAGGCUUCUGCUGUCCUCGCUAUGAGUGUCCCGUGUCCAUGGCGACCACUGUCAAUGUAACUACAACGACUACAACCACAACUACCACUCUUCCUCCACAUUUCCUACCUCAUGCAUAUAAGGGUACUGCGCAAAGAAAAGGCUGCCAUAUUCAAGGUCGUACGUACAAAGUUGGAGAAGUAGUGCGAGCAUCUUCAGGACCUUGCCUACAUUGCACAUGCGGAGGUGACGGUCAAAUGAAAUGUGAUCCAAAAGCAUGCACACCUGAACCGAUGCUGCGGCAAAUGAUAGCAGCCGCAGUGUCAGCUCGACGAAGGAGAUGAAAAAUUUAAUCCGAAAUAAAUUGCGUUAAAGGUCACGGAGAUUAGAUCAUCUUUGUGAUAAUAAAAUUUUCAUAUAAUCUUUGAUGCACAAGAAUAAUGCUCAAACUUCGCGAUGGAUUAGUUUAAGAUUUUGUGUCAUAUAUAUACAUAUAUAUUUAUAUUACUUUAAUUGAUUCUUUCUUUCAUGUAAAAGUGGCACUUGUUUAAAAUGGUGACUGUGAUUAAUGUACUAAAUACUGGACUCAUAUUUACUGAGCGAUUAAAAGGGUAUAUAUGACUUCAAUCAACAAAACUUAGUGCCAAACGAUAAAGCUAGUUGAUAUGAGACUAUGCCAAUUAUUAUACUUAAUCAAAAUUUUGUAUAUGUCAGCUGUAAGUAAAAUUGACCAAACGCAAACUUGCACGUUUAAGAACUUCAACAAUAAAUGCGUAAACGCGCAUUGUUUCUGCUUCUUAGGUCAUUUAAGAUCGCCGAAAUCUUGACCAUUUUGAUUGUAAACUAAAUUGAUUUACCGAUAUCACAUUAGUCAAUUCUUUAUUUUUACACGAUGAUGCAGUAGUGAUCUAGUAUCGUGUAAAUAUGAAGUAUCUUUAUUGUAUUUAAGAAAUUCUGAUGUUGUAAAUGCCUUAAUUUGUAAUAAUUUAUAUAUGUUAGGUGUAUAGUACUUAAGCCAUGUUUAAGACCAGUGAUUGUUUUAAUUUAGAAAUACAGGAGCAUAUCUCAAUUAAUUAGAAAAGUCUUGAUCGAUGCUUUUUGUUAACAGCCUCGGCCGAAACUUUUCCUCUUUUCACGUCUUACAGAAAGUGAAUUUAUUUAAUACCUUGCUUUCUUUAAUUCGUAAAGGCUCCCGUAUUUACUAGCACUUGUUAAGUAAAAGUGGCCAACAACUUUUGGAAAUCACUUUUUAAUAUACAUCGGUUUAUAAUAUCCUUAGAUUUUGAUACAAAAGUGCUGGUAGACUUUGAAAUAAUUUCGCAGUUUUAGGUAGAUACGAAAGUUGAAAGGCUGUUGAAAUCACUAAAUUCGAAUAAGAAUAUAAAAGUGGUUUCAUUAAUUCGUACCAACCUUUUUCUGUCACCGUAGGUUGUAGUUAUAUCUUAUUUAUUUAAAGUUAUCGCAAUAGUCGUACAUAUUUGUUUAAAAUAAUAUGCGGAUAUCUUACAAAAAGAAAAAAAAAACUAUAAAGCAGCAACCUGAAACAUCAUGUCAAUUAUGUACUAUGUUCUGUUUAUCACGAUUUACCGAGCGUAUAAGCUAGGACUUAGCUACCUUUACAUCUGUGCAAAUGAGUUUUAAAUAAAACAUUGAAAAUCA
This is a messenger RNA of Zerene cesonia (dogface butterfly), 5155 nucleotides long. Its product is annotated as filamentous growth regulator 23-like. Lineage: Eukaryota; Metazoa; Arthropoda; Insecta; Lepidoptera; Pieridae. The transcript is spliced from 2 exons. The coding region runs from base 703 to 3840 and encodes 1045 amino acids. The record is from RefSeq and is a predicted model, not a curated record.